GAAAAAUAAACCUUUAAUUGUAUGUAGAAUGAACAUUUUAGAGCUGUAGAUGUAUGUGUUUGAGGACAACUACAUCCCAAAGAAAACAGCCAUUUAGUCAGUAAUUUUUGAUAACAGGAAUUUAAGGUUUUUAGAAUUUCUUUCAAAUAAUGUGAUUUUUUACAAUUUGCUAAGUAGAGAAAACUAAUAUAUAUGACCUGUGAACAUAGUUUCUACAUUUUGACUAAGGAAGAAUUUUGUGUGAAAUUAAUCUUUUGAUUUGAAGGGAAGUUUUUAUGUUGAAAUUUUUUUUUUUAAAUUGUCUUGGUGGGGAAAAGACCUGUAACCAGUGUUUGCUGCUCAGGUCAAAAGUAUCCCGUCAACAUGAUCAUAUUUUAUUGCACCCCUGAUCCAAAGUUGACUGGCUGUGCCUUCCUUGCCAUUGGUCUGUGGAUACUCUUUGCUAAACAUUCCUAUGCUAGCCUCCUAGGAAGUUCUACCUAUCCCAUAGCCACCUUCCUAAUGAUUGGUAUUGGAGGCUUCAUCAUUUUCUCUGGAAUUAUGGGAUGUGGUGGAGCGCGUUCAGAGAACAGAUGUCUUCUGGUCUUGUAUGCUGUGUUUCUGCUGCUGAUUUUCUUGGUGGAAGCUAUAAGUGGAGUUCUUGCCUACAUGUAUGAAGGAAUUAUCAGGGAGGAACUGUCAAGAAAUCUAAAUGACACCAUGAUGAAGAAUUAUAAAUAUGAUGUUCACCUAACACAAGCAGUGGAUGAUAUGCAGCAAAAUUUCCUCUGCUGUGGAGCAGUUUCAUUUAAAGACUGGCAGAAAUCAAAAUGGCUGCAGGAGGACAAAAACACAACUAACAAAGCUCCAGACACCUGCUGUAUGUCGUACUCUCUGGGAUGUGCGGAGGAUGAUCACCCGUCAAAUAUCUACUACGAGGGCUGCAGCCCAAAGCUUGCCAAGUACACCAAGGAAUCUUUAAUGAUUAUUGGGGGCAUCGGACUAGGGCUGUGUUGUGUGCAGAUAUUUGGAGUUAUAUUCUCAUGCUGUCUAGUCAGGAAAAUUAAGGACAAGGUUUAUAAGUACUGACAAGAUAGCAGAUGAACAAAUCACCAAGGGCUAGUAAUGAUUGAAUGACAUUGGAUGUGACAAUACCUAAAUGGCUAGCCACGUCUCCUUGCAAUAUCAAAUGUUUUAUGUUCAUACCAUGUCAGCAAAGCAGUUCUUUUAUAGUGGUGCUUUUUUCUUCUUCCUAUGAAUGUGUGUCAUAUGACAAUGUGUCUCUGAAAAUUUUGUAUGCAAUACGUUUAUACAAUAUUCAUUGGAUAGAUUUUUGAGAUUUAGUAAGAUGAGUUUAUAUGUAAAACCUGUAAUUUUAUGCAGAUGUAUAGGGUAGACUUUUUAUCUAUUAGUUUCUGUGAUAGAAAAAUGAGAUAGUUUUGAUAACAACUACAUAAGGGAAGGACCUGAUUUGGCCCCCUAAAAAAUGACUUUUUUCAGGUUUUUAGGUCACCUGAGUAAAACUCAGGUGACCUAUUGCAAUUGGUUUUCAUCCGUCGUCGUCUGUCGUGCGUUAACAAUUGAACAAUUUUAACUUCUUCUUAAUAACUACCAGUCCAGUUCUUUUCAAAUUUGGUGUGAAGCAUCAUUGGGACAAGGGGGACAUAGAUUGUAAAUUUCAGGACUCCAGCACCCCUGGGGCUCUAGGGGUGGGGCAAAAACUGUCCAAAAUUGACCAAUUUUCAAAAAUCUUCUUCUCAAGAACCACAAACAUGUAAGAAAAACUAAAUACAUAAUGAUGUAGAGCAGGAAGGCCUCUACCAAAAUUGUAAAUUUCAUUAUCCCCGGGGUGGGGGUUCUGACCCCAGGGUGGGGCCAAACUUGUUAUAUAGUGUUUAUGUGUAAAACACUUAAAUUACAUCUUCUUUAAUGCUAUUGAUACAUGUACUAAAUUGAAAGUAAGUAGAUAUUUAGAAAGAACAGAUAGUCCUUUACCAAAAUUGUAAAUUUGAUUAUUCCAGGGGUAGGGAUUUUGGUAUCGGGGUGGGGCCAAAAUGGUCAGUUAUUAAGUGUGUGAACAAUAGACAUUUUUAACUUCUUGAUAACAAUCAUUCCAAUUCUUUUCAAAUUUGGUAUGAAACAUAUUUGGAUCAAGGGGAACAUAAAUUGUAAAUUUCAGGAUUCCUUCACCCCUGGGGCCUUAGGGGCAGGACAAAAACUGCCCAAAAAUGACAAAUUUUCAAAAAUCUUCUUCUCAAGAACCACACACAUGUAAGAAAAAAUAAAUGCAUAGUAAUGUAGAGGAGGAAAGCCUCUACCAAAAUUGUAAAUUUCAUGAUCCCCGGGGUAGGGGUUCUGACCCCAGGGCAGAGUCAAACUUGUUAUAUAGUGUUUAUGUGUAAAACACUUCAAUAACAUUUUCUUUAGAGCUUUUGAUACUAACUUGAAACUAAAUGGAUAGAGCAGGUAGUCUUUUACCAAAAUUGUAAAUUUUAUUUUCCCCAGAGUAAGGGUUUUGACCCCAGGGUGGGGCCAAACUUAGUAUAUAGUAUUUAUGUGUAAGUUUGCUGAUACUGUAUAAAAUCUAAAUGCAUACUUAGGAAUAGCAGAAAAGGAUGUACAAAAAAAGGUGAAUUUCAAUCAAAACCCAGGGUUAUGACUUUAGGAUGAGUCCAAAUUAGUCAUAUCUUUUGAUGUUUUAAUGUUAAUACAAAUGUACACCUAUUAUUUAAAGCUUUUCAUCAGUGUGUGCACUUUUGAGGGCAGUGAAGUUUUAAGAACACAUAUUGUUUUAUACUGUUGCUGAACAUUAGAAUUUAGCUUAGAUAUUCAGAACAGGAAAUUUUUUCUAGAUUUCAUAGCCCAUGGAAGUAGUGAUACUUUUUCACUAGUAUUCAGGUGACCAAUAAGGCCUGUGGGCCUCUUGUUUUAAAGCAUAGUUUAUUUCAAUUUGAGGAAAAGUGUAUGCAGAUCUUUCUUUUAUGUUUUUGUUUGAAAAAAAGUGAUAGUCAAAAAACAUAAAUGUUUUUUACUUUAUCUGGAUUUUCAAAAUUUUGUUGCAAAGGUGCACAUUUUCAUACCAUUUCCAUUUCACAAAUAUAGAGCGACUUUGUUAUAUAUGUAUGUAUCUUUCAAAGAUUUGUCCUUGAUAGAAAUAUUCAUCUUCUUCACAAGUUGCUUUGUUUGGAAUUGGAAGAUAAGCACUCAAAACAACACUUUUCAUCAUUAAAAAGCAGACAAAUAAAGAAUGCAUCUAUUCUGAUGUCAAAUUACAAAAAAUGGCACAAAGUCAAGUUUGGAAAUUAUAUAUAUGAAAUCUUUUAGAUUUUACAUGAAUUUUCACAUUUUUUCAUUCAAUAUGGAUUUUUGCUUUUUUUUGCAUGUUUUUCUAUGUCGUAAGGAAACUGAUACAAAAUAUUUGUAAAUAUGUUAAUACAUGUUCUGAUAUCUGCUCUUCUUUAGAUAUAUAUAUAUAUAUAUAUAUAUGGAAAUGUCUCAUAUUUUUUAACUUUCACGUUCAAUUUUUGAUAGAUUUACAUCAGGGUAUUUUUUUUUCAUGAAGUUACAAUUUAUUUAAAUUGAUUUUUAGAUCCUUAUAACCCCUGCUCUCUACACAUCCCCUAUUAUUGGUAUGUUUUUCAGUCUCAACAGAAUAAUCACUCGUAAUUUCCCCAACUUACCUGUACAGAAAUUCCUCCAGAUUUUAUUUAGAAUUUAAAAGUUGCGAGUGCAUGCUAUUUAAAAGUUGUUUUAUUUAACUCCAUACACUGAACUUCUUUAACAUAUUUUGAUGUUUACCAUUGCGGCUUUUUAAAUUGCCUGCAUUUUCUAAUUUUGCCAAGGGUCUUUCAUGAAUUUAAAAAUAAAUACCGAAUGAUAAAAGAUUGAGAAACCUUAUAAUUAGCAAAAUUUGUGGAACUUGCUUCUUCCAUUACAUUCUCUAGAUUGUUCAGACUGCCAUGAGUAGAUUGUUCAAACUGCCAUGAGAAAAUUGUUGUGGGUUCAGAGUGGAAAAACACUUAACAAAUAGACUUCAAUUUGCCAUGAGUAGAUUGUUCAGACUGCCAUGAGAAAAUUGUUGUGGGUUCAGAGUGGAAAAACACUUAACAAAUAGACUCAAUUUUUAAAAAUACAUGAGGUUAUGAACUACAAUGUUUCAUACCAAAAUACUUCAUGUUGCAGUUCAUAUCCUCGUGUACCAUUGUAUUGACAUUCUACUUUGACUUCUGUCAGAAUUCCCUGUUAGAAUAAACAUAGUAUGUUUAUCAAGAUCCAUAUACACAUUGUUUACAACUGUAGCACGUUCAUAAGGAAAUGACUGUCCUUACAAUUUGUAAAGAAAAUGUAAAUAUAAUCAGGAAGACAUAUUGUCUGGAAAUGAUGUUACAGAUAAAGAGAACUUAUUUCACCCUCAAAUCAUAAAACAAGUCAAUGGGAUUCAAUUUUCAUGAAAUUAUUUUAUUUGCUCAUAUGUCAAGAUGUUUAAAGUAAUUUUCCCUUUUCUAAACCUCAAGAAAGCAGAAUUUAUGCUCUAGGUAUCAUGACAUUUGAAUUAAAUCUCAGUGAUAAAUAAGAUAUACAUGUAUAGGCUCGGCCUGCUGCCUAAUCCUAUUACAUUAUACAUGUACAUGAUAAAAUAUGUUUAAAUUGUGAAUAAAAUGUUCUGAAAUUUUUGUUGACCAAUCCACACAAUCCUGGUAAAUUACAACAAGCAUGCAAUAUGUGUGUAUUUUUUUAAAAUGCAUUGUUUUGAUAUUUUGUCGUUGCCUUUAUUUGUGUUGCGGGGUUUUUAAUGCCCUAGCCAUGUGUUAAUCCAGAAAACGGAGUUUGUCUUGUAUCAAAAGAAUUGUAAAACUGCAUACCAAGAAAUCAGUAUUACUUAUACAUUUACCUCCCCAAAAGUGAGGCUGAUGUAAGCUUUUAUGUGUUUAUCUCCAUAACUUGUCUUCAUUUCAACAUCUUCAAAAAUAUGGAGAUUAUCUUCAGACCUACUUGUAUAGGACAAAAAGCAUUUGGCUAAAAGUUGUUUUUUACAUUAAUGUAGUAGGAAUUCAAUGUUUGGAUCAUGGUUGUUCAUGAUUAAUAAGAAUGAGAUAAAUCUUCAAUUUAAAAAGAAGAGGAAAACAAAUUGGCAAAGUUAGUGAUGAAACCAUGAUCUUAACAUCAUGGCUGGGGUCUGUGACAGUUGAAUUGUUGACAAUCUUUUCAAACAGUAGACAGCCAUGUCUAGUGUGUACAUAGAUUCAAGCAGGUGUGUAUUCAGAUGAUCAUUUAGAACUAGAUGUAUGAUCAUGAUGUGAGCAUUGUGGCAUGUGACAACUUGUUCCAAGUACAAUGAUCCCCCGUUAUAACGCCAACAUUUGUACCUCGGCAAUUUUGGCGUUAUAACGGGUGGCAUUAUAUCGGGGGAGGGGGUAUGUGUACAGCUGUCAUAAGAAAUCAAGCAAAUUUUAUCUACUACAUCGUGCUUUGAAUGCCUGGAUAAUCCCGGCGUCCAGUGGUUGUAAAUGACUUGUAAUGGUAGGGGUAUUUAAUGAUUUCCAGUUUUUGUUUUAUGCCCAACACGCUUAGACUUCGGUGUGUCCGCCAUACUCAGAUUUAAAAAACAAUACUGCAUAUUUGAACUCAGUAUCUGCUCCAAACUUUGAUAACUUGAGGACUAAUGGCAGAUAAUUGCUUAAGCCUGCUCACUGAAAUUUUCCUGCCGUUGAUUGGCGAUAAUUAGCAGGGGUGAUUAUAACGGAAAUUGACCAAAUCGUACCUGUAAAUAGGAUGGCGGUAUGCGGGGGAUGGCGUUAUAACGGGGUUUUACAUAAUGAGGAAAAUGGGACUCUGAACUUUUUUGGUGAUAUGUGGGGGUGGCAUUAUAACGGGAGGGGGGGGGGGGGCAAUAUAUUGCAGGGGAUCACUGUAUUCACGUGUUUGCUGGAACUUUUAUUUAAAAAAAACUAUACAGCUUAAACAUAUCAUAAUUCACUUGUGUGACUUAGUUUGUGCAAGAUCAGGGCAAUUUUUAUCAUAUUUUUUGUUUGUUAUUUGAACCUUUCAAAGUUUUUUUUUAAAUACAGUAAAGCAUCCUACUAGCUAAACUGAUAAAAACUUUUCAUAUCAUAGGUCAGUGAUUUGUUUAUAUUACAAAUUUUAUUGUUGCGCCAAGCCAGGCAUGGACAUGAUUUGAGCUGAAAUUUUUCAAGUUUUAUUUUUCUAUUCUUAUUGUUUACAAUGCUUAACUGAAGUAUUUCUAAUGGUCAACCAAAAUUUGAAUAUCAGGUUUGGAGUUUCAAGCUCAGAUACAGCACUCACAAUUCUUUGUUAUGUAAACAAGGCUUGUGCCAUGUUUUUGUUUACAAAUAUAGAUUGCUUAAUAAUAAAAAUAGCCUGUUUAAAACAAAAUAAGAUGUGCUAAACACUAGAAACUAUUUAACUUGUAAAAUCUGCUUUAAACCAACUUUUACUAGUAUAUUAAAACUAUGAAAACAAAAACAUGGCACGAGCCUUGUUUACAUAACAAAGAGUUGUGAGCUCUGUAUCUCCCAUGUACCUUGACAACUGACAUUAAAAAAAAUUUGCUGACCAUUAGAGAUGCCUUAGUUAAGCAUUUUAAACAUAAAAAAUGAAAAAAUAAAAUUUGAAAAUUUUCAGCUCAAAUCAUAUCCAUUCCCCUUUAAGAUUAUAUUUGUGUUCCCAUUUUGACCCACUCAGAAAAAAAUAUCCCCAUUCCAAAACUUUUGUUGCAAUUUCUUUCAAGAAUAUUAUAUUUCUUUCAAACAGCUAAACUUUUCUUUCUUUAUUAACUUUUUGCUUCAUCACAAACUAGAUAAUGAUUUGCUCAUUGAAUGUUACUAUUUUAUGUUUUUAUUUCCAAAAUGAAAUAUUUUCCACCCAUCAGUUCUGAAUUCAAAAGGGUGAAUCAAAAAGGGAAAAUGAAUAAUAUUUUAAUCUAGGCCUUGCAAUAUGAAUUAUUGUUGUUUUCAAUGUUCUCUAAAAGCCAAUUCUCGCCUGAUUUUUACUGUUAUUCACUUAUUGUUUAUUAUAAAUUCUUGUGUAUCAUAGUUAUAUGUGUCAUAUAGAGUACAAUUGUACUUCUUAGAAAUACCAUAUUGUUCACAUAGUUAUGUUGUCUUAAAAAAGGAAAUAAAAUGAAAAAUAGG
Messenger RNA from Ostrea edulis (European flat oyster), 7130 nucleotides. RefSeq names its product CD151 antigen-like. Bases 364 to 1068 code for a protein of 234 amino acids. The transcript is spliced from 7 exons. The record is from RefSeq and is a predicted model, not a curated record. Gene Ontology annotation, cellular component: membrane. Lineage: Eukaryota; Metazoa; Mollusca; Bivalvia; Ostreida; Ostreidae.